This is a messenger RNA of Camelina sativa (false flax), 1209 nucleotides long. The record is from RefSeq and is a predicted model, not a curated record. Lineage: Eukaryota; Viridiplantae; Streptophyta; Magnoliopsida; Brassicales; Brassicaceae.
GCCCACUUUGACAAAUUAGAUCAUUCUCUCUAUCUCUAUCUCCUCUCUUUCUCUCUCUCUUGUCUCUAGCUUUCCUUUGUUAAUACCAGAGACUCUGUUGCAUCCGAUAUGGUGGUGGUGGAGGAAGAAAGAAGCAUAGAAGGAGGGCUUUUACAGCUCGAUAAUCAAAACGACGAUCCUGAAUGUCGUAUUACAGCUUGUGUUAUCUUUAGCACUGUUGUUGCCAUUUGUGCAUCCUUCUCUUUUGGUGUUGCUACUGGUUAUACAUCAGGUGCUGAGAUAGAACUUAUGAAGGAUUUAGAUCUUUCUAUCGCGCAAUUUUCAGCGUUUGGCUCAUUGGCCACGUUAGGAGCUGCAGUUGGUGCACUGUUCAGCGGUAAAAUGGCUAUGGUCCUCGGCAGAAGAGGGACAAUGUGGGUCUCAGACAUCCUAAGCAUCACUGGUUGGCUUUCCAUCGCUUUUGACAAGGAUGUGAUGUUGCUGAACUUCGGAAGAAUCUCCUCAGGGAUAGGUUUCGGCUUGACUAGCUAUGUGGUACCUGUCUAUAUAGCAGAAAUUGCACCGAAACAUGUCUGCGGUACAUUUACCUUUUCAAAUCAGCUUCUUCAAAAUGCUGGACUCGCCAUAGUUUAUUUUUGUGGGAUUUUCAUGACUUGGAGGAUGUUGGCUGUUCUAGGUGCUUUACCAUGCAUCAUUCAAGUAAUCGGUUUAUUCUUCGUACCAGAGUCCCCAAGAUGGCUGGCAAAAGUUGGUACAGAUAAAGAACUCGAAAAUUCACUGCUUCGGCUUAGAGGGAGAGAUGCUGAUAUUUCACGUGAAGCCUCCGAUUUUAAGGUUAUGACCAAAAUGGUAGAAAAUGAUUCGAGGUCGAGUUUUUGUGAUUUGUUCCAGAGAAAAUAUAGAUACACCCUCGUGGUAGGAGUCGGGCUAAUGUUGACACAACAAUUCUCAGGAAGUGCUGCUGUAAUCUCUUAUGCAAGUACCAUUUUUAGAAAAUCUGGUUUUCCGGUGGCAAUUGGAAUGAUGAUGUUAAGCCUCUUCGUGAUGCCAAAAACCAUGAUUGGUCUCAUUCUUGUCGAUAAAUGGGGCAGACGUCCUCUCUUGUUGAUGAGCACGUCUUUACUUUUUACCAGAAGGUUUCCGGGAGCUGGUCUAGCUUGUGAACCGGUUGGUUCAAUUGAGUCCGGUUGGGACUUGGUUAUUCACUAA